AUUUUGCCAAUGGUUAGCGGUUGCGAUUUCGGGUGAUUUUUCUCUCAGUUUUUGUUUAUAAAAUUCACUAGCUUCGCGAAAGUGGAGUCGAUACUUUCUUAUAAGAAUAAGUAAAUAAAUUACGAGGAAUAUGUGGAAUGAUCAAUCUACUGCCGGCGGGGGAUUUUUCAACUCACCAAGUCAAUUUGGAAACGCUGCUACUCCGAAUCAAGCGCAAAAAACUGGUCGCAGAGCGUCACGUACAGCACCAAUUGUAAUUAGGCAAGCACUCCACUGCGGGGACGAUGGAGUCAAGAUAUGGGGCACUGAAAUUCAAAUUGCCUCUAUUGUUGCCAGAGUUAGAAACAUACGCAUGCAAAGUACCAAAAUUACAUACACCAUACAAGAUAUCACUGGCCGCAUGAAGGCUGUGCUUUGGUUAGAUCAGGAAUCUAUGGAUGAAGAUGACAAAUCUACACCAAAAGUGGAAGUUAAUGAUUACAUUCAAAUAUUUGGAAAUGUGAAGACAAAUAGAGGGAAGAAAGUUCUGAUGGCAUUCAAGAUUAUGCCCAUCACGGAUAUCAACGCUAUCACAUUCCACUACCUGCAGUGUAUUAAUAAUAAAAUUAAAAUGGAAGCUGACUCCAAAAAGGAGAAAGUUAUCAACAACAAUUCCACAUUCACGGGUGGUCUGCCGGCCAACUCUAUGGUUGGAGUUGGAGACACGGGGGGUUCUGUCAAUGGACUAAACGCUCGGCAAAUGAUGGUGUUCAAUCUUAUAAGAGCCUCGUCCCUGGAGCAGGGCAUAAGCAAGACCGAUAUGUAUGCAACAUUGAAAGACAAAAUGGCACAGAUGGAGUUUGAAAAUAUUCUUGAAUGGAUGUGUGGGGAGGGCCACAUUUACUCCACAAUAGAUGAAGAGCAUUUCCGAGCUACUGAUGCUUUCUGAGUUUUUAAUCACACAUUCCAUCCUGAUUUUCAUUUAAAAGUUGUUGUAUCAUUCAUUGUAUAUGUAUCUUGUUUACUAUAAGUGGCCAUUAUUUUUGAAAAAUAUACACAAAUACAGUAAAGUUAAAAUAAAA
Molecule: messenger RNA, 1061 nt
Organism: Plutella xylostella (diamondback moth)
Lineage: Eukaryota; Metazoa; Arthropoda; Insecta; Lepidoptera; Plutellidae
Gene: RPA2
Product: Replication protein A2
Biological process (GO): double-strand break repair via homologous recombination; DNA replication; nucleotide-excision repair
Cellular component (GO): chromosome, telomeric region; nucleus; DNA replication factor A complex
Molecular function (GO): single-stranded DNA binding
Source: RefSeq, a predicted model, not a curated record